AUGACACAGCAGGACGCGCCCAAGCCCACCCCGGCCGCCCGCCACUGCUCUGGCCUGGCCCGGCGGGUGCUGACUAUCACCUUCGCGCUGCUCAUCUUGGGCCUCAUGACCUGGGCCUACGCCGCCGGGGUGCCGCUCGCCUCCGAUCGCCACGGCCUCCUGGCCUUCGGUCUCUACGGGGCUUUCCUCUCCGCACACCUGGUGGCGCAGAGCCUCUUCGCGUACCUGGAGCACCGGCGGGUGGCGGCGGCGGCGCGGCGGGCGGCGGCGCGGGGGCCCCCGGACGCGGCGGCGGCGCGCAGCGUGGCGCUGACCAUCUCGGCGUACCAGGAGGACCCGGCGUACCUACGCCAGUGCCUGGCGUCCGCCCGCGCCCUGCAGUACCCGCGCGCGCGGCUGCGCGUCCUCAUGGUGGUGGACGGCAACCGCGCCGAGGACCUCUACAUGGUGGACAUGUUCCGCGAGGUGUUCGCCGACGAGGACCCCGCCACCUACGUGUGGGACGGCAACUACCACCAGCCCUGGGAACCGGCGGCGGCGGGCGCUGCAGGCGCGGGCGCCUACCGGGAGGUGGAGGCCGAGGACCCGGGGCGGCUGGCGGUGGAGGCGCUCGUGAGGACGCACAGGUGCGUGUGCGUGGCGCAGCGCUGGGGCGGCAAGCGCGAGGUCAUGUACACUGCCUUCAAGGCCCUCGGCGACUCUGUGGACUACGUGCAGGUCUGUGACUCGGACACAAGGCUGGACCCCAUGGCACUGCUGGAGCUGGUGCGGGUACUGGAUGAGGACCCCCGGGUAGGAGCUGUUGGGGGGGAUGUGCGGAUCCUUAACCCCCUGGACUCCUGGGUCAGCUUCCUAAGCAGCCUGCGGUACUGGGUGGCCUUCAACGUGGAGCGGGCUUGUCAGAGCUACUUCCAUUGUGUGUCCUGCAUCAGUGGUCCCCUAGGCCUGUACAGGAACAACCUCCUGCAGCAGUUCCUUGAGGCCUGGUACAACCAGAAGUUCCUGGGUACCCACUGCACCUUUGGGGAUGACCGGCACCUCACCAACCGCAUGCUCAGCAUGGGCUAUGCGACCAAGUACACCUCCCGGUCGCGCUGCUACUCCGAGACUCCCUCGUCCUUCCUGCGCUGGCUGAGCCAGCAGACGCGCUGGUCCAAGUCCUACUUCCGCGAGUGGCUGUACAACGCGCUCUGGUGGCACCGCCACCACGCGUGGAUGACCUACGAGGCCGUGGUCUCGGGGCUUUUCCCCUUCUUCGUGGCGGCCACCGUGCUGCGGCUCUUCUACGCGGGCCGCCCGUGGGCGCUGCUGUGGGUGCUGCUGUGCGUGCAGGGCGUGGCGCUGGCCAAGGCGGCCUUCGCGGCCUGGCUGCGCGGCUGUGCGCGCAUGGUGCUGCUCUCGCUCUACGCGCCGCUCUACAUGGGCGGCCUCCUGCCCGCCAAGUUCCUGGCGCUGGCCACCAUGAACCAGAGUGGCUGGGGCACCUCUGGCCGGCGGAAGCUGGCCGCCAACUACGUCCCCCUGCUGCCGCUGGCCGUCUGGGCUCUGCUGCUGCUGGGAGGCCUGGUCCGCAGCGUGGUGCACGAGGCCCGGGCCGACUGGAGCGGCCCUGCCCGCGCCGCCGAGGCCCACCACCUGGCCGCCGGCGCUGGCGCCUACGUGGGGUACUGGGUGGUCAUGCUGACGCUCUACUGGGUGGGCGUGCGGAGGCUCUGCCGGCGGCGGUCGGGCGGCUACCGGGUCCAGGUGUGA
This is a messenger RNA of Neomonachus schauinslandi (Hawaiian monk seal), 1752 nucleotides long. RefSeq names its product hyaluronan synthase 1 (gene HAS1). Gene Ontology annotation, molecular function: hyaluronan synthase activity. NCBI's taxonomy places the organism in Eukaryota, Metazoa, Chordata, Mammalia, Carnivora, Phocidae. Bases 1 to 1752 code for a protein of 583 amino acids. The transcript has 5 exons. Gene Ontology annotation, biological process: extracellular matrix assembly; hyaluronan biosynthetic process. The record is from RefSeq and is a predicted model, not a curated record.